Molecule: messenger RNA, 1731 nt
Organism: Trichoderma harzianum CBS 226.95
Lineage: Eukaryota; Fungi; Ascomycota; Sordariomycetes; Hypocreales; Hypocreaceae
Exons: 3
Coding region: 1-1731 (576 amino acids)
Biological process (GO): regulation of DNA-templated transcription
Molecular function (GO): zinc ion binding; DNA-binding transcription factor activity, RNA polymerase II-specific
Source: RefSeq, a predicted model, not a curated record
AUGUCCGGCUCUCCGCCUUUGCCUCUGAGGUCGGCUCAUGAGGCUGGUGGUCGAGGUGAGGCUCCGAAUUUCUACGCCACCUCCAGACUCACCGAUGGCCUUCGUGGAGGUCCGACACAACCAUCGCCUGCAAAUAUUCGGGAGCAAAUUUCACCAAUAAUAACGAGACCAUACCCACAAGAGCCAACAACAAGGUCGCCCUAUUCAUACCCAAGGCCGGACGAAUCAGGGAGAAUUGUCCCUUAUCCUCCUCAGCAUCACCAUGGAAUGCCCCAAGGAGUUUCACAAGCGCCGUACCUGAACUCAGCAUCAUCGAAUUCCGAAGCAUAUCCUGUGCCUGAUCGAUCACAGGCAGUCGAAUCACAGCCGUUUACAUCUCCAAAAUCUCAGAGAAAGACAAAGGGCCAUGUUGCCUCCGCUUGCGUACCUUGCAAGAAAGCUCAUCUUCGGUUAGUCACCACACAACGACCCUGUUCUCGAUGUCUUGGUAAUGGGAAAGAGGAUGCUUGUGUCGACGUUCAGCAUAAGAAAAGAGGUCGGCCACGAUUACGAGACGAAAGAGAUGCUAGAUUCGAUCCCACGAGAUAUUCCCAUCCCCAGGAUGCGGCCCUCAGGAGGCCGUUAAGUAUAUAUCCCUCAGGCAUGGCAGGACUUUCACCAUACGAAGACCCUCUUCGACGAAGUCAAUCCUAUCGAUCACUCGAGCCGCCGUCGAAUGAUGUUACUUCGCGUGAAUAUCAAGAGAGAUCCAUGGCUCCAGAUCCAAAUAUCUAUAAUCCAUCGUAUCCAGGCACACCACAUGCUAUGGAGCCUCUGGCGUACUUGAGUAUGGAGUUUGAUAUUGUUAAGGCAUCUCCAAUGUUCAUGGACAUAGUCCACGCAUCGAGCCCAAUAGGGAAUAAACUAAGCGAUAUCGUUACACCACACCAGGCAAAUUUCCUCACCAACCUUCAAAAUCAACUUUUUGAAGAGCAACGAUUACACGAGCCGAAUUAUCUGCCUCCUAUGCUGGGCAGGCUAGAUUUAGCAAUCAAGGACUUUGGAUUUACGACUGAAGAUGUCGCAAGAUUUCGCCUUAACCAUCUCGAAUAUUUCAGCUUCGUUGGAUAUGACGGCUACACAAGGACUUUCCCGCUUCGUUUUGGGCUCGCAAAGGAGGGCUCGUUCUAUUUCGUCGUGUUCUUGUUGAGCCUUCAACAGCCUCCUCCACAGUUACCACCUCCGCUACCAUCGCAUGCAGCGCAUCAACAGUAUUCCCACCAUCCACCGCAGAGACAGCAUUCUCAACAUUCUCAGCAUAGCCAGCAUUCUCAACAUUCUCAGCAUGCUCAGCACUCACAGCAUCCUCCAUAUGCGCAGCACUCACAACAUCCACAACACACGAGGGAUCCUGGUUCGAGUUCUUCCUCGGUUGAUUCUUAUCGACAUCGGCUUAGUGAUGGCUCUAUUCGAUCGCCACACAAUCCGGCUUCUUCGAGUACAGGUACCAGCUCAGGAAUUCCAACUUAUGCGCAGUCACAAUUCUCUGGGUCUAGCUAUCAGACAUCUCAAAGUGACCAUAACCCCGCUAGUCGACCUGCAACUCAACCCGCUUAUCACCUACCUCCUAUUCGGGCACAACCAGAUCACAGACCUUCCUCUCGAGAAGUGGGUUGGCCCAAUGGCGAACGACCAAGACGAGUUGAUAUCGGUGGCCUGCUAGAGCAGCCCGCCGAUUCUGGUCGGCGGUAA